Alternaria rosae is the source of this 1248-nucleotide messenger RNA. RefSeq names its product Frag1/DRAM/Sfk1 family-domain-containing protein. Gene Ontology annotation, biological process: GPI anchor biosynthetic process. The record is from RefSeq and is a predicted model, not a curated record. The transcript has 2 exons. Lineage: Eukaryota; Fungi; Ascomycota; Dothideomycetes; Pleosporales; Pleosporaceae. Bases 186 to 1142 code for a protein of 318 amino acids. Gene Ontology annotation, cellular component: endoplasmic reticulum membrane; Golgi membrane.
GCUGCUGAUCGCAUCCUCGUGUCUUUUCUGCUUCACUUCCGUCACUUCACCCUCUGGUCGCGUGCCGCGUUGCCCUAUCCGCACACUCCCGUCGCAGGCGCGUUGGAUACCCCUUGGAGUCGCAACAGGACUCAUCGCCGUUCUACCCACAAAUCUCUGAAGACCAUCGAGGGAUAUCAGCCAGCAUGUUGGGGCUUUCGUAUUGGGUCGUCCCCAUCUUCUCCGCAGUAGUAUGGACUGCUAUGCUCAUCACCAUGUUGGUGUACUGGGCUGCCACCGGCAAGCCGCACUAUGUGACGAUGAGCAACGGGCAAAACAUUCCUUACAUUUCUGAUAUCGGUGCGGAUUACCUCAAAGCCAUGUUCAUUGCCAUGUCCGCCGUUACUGUCGUAACCUUUGAUCUCGCCUUCAUCUUCGAGCGCUGGCUGCGACACACCAACAAACUUGCGCCAAACACGUCUCACUGGCAGAAGAUCUAUUCAGCUUGCGCAACCGUUGCCGCCAUAGUCGGUGCCGCCGGUCUGAUCCUCCUCACUAUCUUCGAUUGCAAGAACCACAACAGACUGCAUAACAUCUUUCUUGGUGUAUUCAUCAUCGGCUACAUCGUCUCGGCAAUCUUCAUUUGCUGGGAGUACCAACGCCUAGGCAUACACUACCGCGAGCACUCCAUCCUCCGAAUCUCCUUCUGGAUCAAACUCUUCUUCAUCAUCACCGAAGUGUGCCUCGCCAUCGCCUUUGCGGUAUGCUCUAAGCAGCACAUCUACAACGUGGCUGCUGUCCUCGAAUGGUGUGUAUCCUUCAUCUACUGCUUCUAUGUCUUCAGCUUCUUCAUCGACUUCCUACCUGCCACACGCACCAAGAAUCACCAGUCCAAGCAGACCGAGAUGCAAGUCUUUGAGGAGAGCGGCGAGGCAGGACGAACCCAUCACCACCACCACAUGAGCGAUGGCGCUGCAGAUAGCCAGCAAUACUACCGGGGCAACUCGCAAAUGGCCGUCCCGACAACCAAUGGCUACACCAACGGAUACACCAACGGCAACUCCCUUACCAACGGUCAGGUCAACGGUUACGUAUCACACACCGGAAACGGUUACCCUAUGCCUGCGCAGGACCCUUCCCCACUCCCCUCGCGUAAUUUCUAAUUUUCCUAUGUAUACCCCGUUUUGUAUAUAUCCGGUUUAUUUUGCUUUGAGCUUUUGGCAUUCAUCUAUACCACUGGCGUUUGGAUUAUUUCAUUUGCACUGCAUA